AGUUGUUGUCGGUGUGGGUAGGUCGACGUCAUCGAUGACGGCUAUGGGCUUCAAGUCGGAUAAACGGCUUCUGUCAGACGUGUGGAUAUAAUGGCUGUUGGAGACGACCGUGAGGAGGAAAGACAAGAAACAAGGGAUCUGGACCAAGUCGAGAUUGAUUGAGAAGCACGAUCAUCAUGGUUACGCAGCACGGCGAGUAUUCGAUACCUGAUGAGCACCGGGUUCACAAACCCGGGGCUUGGCUGCCAGCCGACCACCGCAUCCAUCAAGAAUACCUGCGCCGCGUGAUAACCCACGUCGACGAGACCCCGCAGCAACUCCUUCCCGUGAUCGAGGAGUUCCAACAGCUCAUUGAAACGACCCCGCGCAUCUACAUGUACUUUGUGCAGAUGUUUGACGAGGCCUCGCGGAGGAAGCCGUACGUGCGCGAGUCCAACGUGGCCGCCCAGAUGCGGGACCAUCACCACAUGCUGCAGGUGCUCAACCACAUCCUGAGCCAGGCGCCGCAGUGGUCUGAUGCGGAGGCCGGCGUGGGCAUGAUUGGCGUUCCGAUGUGUGCGGUUUUCGACUACGAGAUGGGGACUCCGAGCGGGCAUGCAGCCUUUUUGGACCCGGAUGUGAACCGCAUGAUGAAGAAGCUGCUCAACGAGUGGGGAAAGUAUCUUCAGACUCCCGAAUCGGCUUCCGUGCUGGGCGAUGAUCGGUUGGGUUGGUUCGGGAAGACGGGCAUGGCCGAUCUUAUGGAGGUCGCGAACGCGCCGAACAAGUCGUCGUUCAAGUUUGAGGAAAUGUACAUCUGCGAUCCGUCUGCGGAACACUACGGCUUCAAGUCUUGGGAUGAUUUCUUCACCCGACGAGUGCACGACUCUGCACGCCCCGUCGCACAUCCCAACGACGACAGCGUCAUCGCCAACGCGUGCGAGUCAACCACGUUCCACGCCCAGCACGGCGUCAAGCUCCGCGACGAGUUCUUCAACAAGGGCCAGCCGUACUCGGUCCUAGACAUGCUGGCCCACGACCCCCUCGCGUCCGCCUUCGAGGGCGGCACCGUGUACCAGGCCUUCCUGUCGGCGCUGUCGUACCACCGGUGGCACGCGCCCGUGUCGGGGACGGUGCGGCGCGCCUUCGUGCAGGAGGGCACGUACUUCAGCGUGCUGCUGUCCGAGGAGGUGGGCGAGCCGGACGUCUCCGAGACGGGCGUUGAGGGCGCCCAGGGGUACCUGUCGGCGAUGGCGACGCGGGGCAUCAUCGUGAUCGAGGCGGACAAUGCGGACAUCGGGCUGGUGGCGUUUAUCGCGAUUGGCAUGGAGGAGGUGAGUACGUGCGAGAUCACGGUCCGCGAAGGGCAGCACGUCGUGAAGGGAGACGAGACGGGCAUGUUCCACUUUGGCGGGUCGACGUAUUGCAUGCUGUUCCAGAAGGGCGUCGAGCUGGAGGGUUUGCCCGAGGUUGCGGGGAGGGUGAAUGUGCCGGUUCGGAGCCAGCUGGGAGUUGUGAAGAAGAAGAAGUGAGCGUGAUCGUGAGGUAGUUGGUAUGGCGGUAUUGUAGUUGUAGACCGUGGGGGAGGUAUUGUUCGGUUGAUCCAUAGUCUCGAGUUAGUAUAGAUAAACCUAACAGUUUAGCAUCAGCCUAAACUGUCAGGUUAGUUUAAAUUGUUCAGCUUGUCUAAACUGUUAGGUUAGCCUAAACCAGGUAUUAGGUUAGUCUGGAUUUACAAUAGAAC
This is a messenger RNA of Ilyonectria robusta, 1723 nucleotides long. RefSeq names its product Phophatidylserine decarboxylase-domain-containing protein. Gene Ontology annotation, cellular component: mitochondrion. The transcript has 5 exons. The record is from RefSeq and is a predicted model, not a curated record. Lineage: Eukaryota; Fungi; Ascomycota; Sordariomycetes; Hypocreales; Nectriaceae. Bases 177 to 1511 code for a protein of 444 amino acids. Gene Ontology annotation, molecular function: phosphatidylserine decarboxylase activity. Gene Ontology annotation, biological process: phosphatidylethanolamine biosynthetic process.